AUGAUAACGUAUCUCACAGAUAAAGUUUAAUUGCUUGUCUAGUAUUUAGUAGUCUGUUAAUCGACUGUUUAUAUGCGAAUGGAUUGUACGUACUCUGUGUGAAUAUAAAGAAAAAUAUAGUGAACUAUUAUAUACGCUUGGCGCGUAGGAUCAAAAAGUAUAAGUGAAUUAUAAAAAUAUAAAAAAUCGUGGUGAUCUUUAGUUUAUAUGAAUAAUGACGUCAAUAUGUGUUGGUACCAUUAAAUGUAGCGUAAAAUGAUAUCUGUGUAUAAUUAUUAUGAACAAGUGGACGAUUCAAUGUGUGAAUAAUGUGGUCUUCAUUCGACUAAUUGGAAAGACGCAAGCGAGCGGUUGAUGGAAGAUGGUAGUUGGUCGCGAUGGCGCCCGAUGCCGAUGUGGAAGACCGAGCGGGCUACAGGCCGGUGCCAGUCCACGCGCCGCGAGGGACCCCGAGGCGGGUGGCGCCUUCCCGGCCUGCCGCUACCCGGGCUUGGUUAGAGCGGGAGACGAAGAGCCCGGGCGAGCACCGCCGACUCCUCGACUCCCCGCCGAGCCCCAAGCUCCAAGCGGGCCUCACGCUCGGCGUGUGGGACGCCCUCAAGAAACAAAGCCAGUCGAGCCGAUAGAAGAGAAGCCCAAAGUUAAGACGAAGUUCCAGAAGAGAUCGGAGAAGUUGUACGCUGUUCUCAAACCGCCUUAUUUUAUACUCACCGUUAUCAUUAUAAUCGUGUCAAUGUACCUGUGGGGCUCGGAGCGCGCGCGCAUGCGCCUGGAGUGGUCGCCGGGCGCGUGGUGGCGCGAGCCGUGGCGGCUGCUCUCCUACGGCGCCAUACACGCGUCCGCCACACACCUGGCGACCAACGCCAUCGUUGCUCUAGCGGUUGGCUGGGUGCUAGAACGCGAGCAGGGUCGCUCCCGCGUCUGCGCGAUAUGGGCGGCGGGGCUGGCGGCGGGCGCGCUAGGAGCAGGAGCAUUGCAACCAAGGGUGCGGGUCGUUGGCGCGUCGGCCGCGGUGUACGCGCUGCUGACGGCGCAUCUGCCGAACGUGUGCCUUAGAUUCGGCCACAUCCCGCUCUGGUGGUUCCGUCCCCUCAGCGUGGUAGUGCUGGCGACGUCAGAGACGCUGAGCUGGGUGCUGCUGCGCACGCCAGCGGACGCGUGGGCCGUGGCGCCCGUGGCCUGGUCGGCGCACGCGCUCGGUGCCGCCGUCGGCAUCCCCGUCGGCUUCCUCGUCUUCACCGGAGAGAACUCUAAUAAGACACCCAUCCUCAUCGCCAGGCUCAUCUCCGCCUUAGUAUUAAUAGGAGGGACUACCCUAGCUACGAUCCAUUACGUAUUCUGGCAUGAAUUGGAAACAUGACGCACAAUGAACAGCCUUAAAGAGGCGCCUUGAAGUGCAAUUUCCUCCGUCCGCUAUUAAGUGCAUAGAUUUCGAUGGAAUUUAUGAGUACCUUUGUUGGUAUUUGACAAGGGAUAGGUUGCAGAUAAAUGCACCAAGUCUUCCUAAACGUAUUGUUAUAUUGUUGACUUUUUCUAGUUUAGACCAGGUGUUUCCAUGUUAGUUAACGUGGAAAUAUUUGUGACCUUCCGUUACAGAAUCCUUACGUUUCGAGUGUCAAAAAUUGUUAAUUUCAAAUGGAUACCUAUAUUCUUAGGUAAGACACAUGAAACAUUAAGGAUUUAUUUGUGAUUGGAAAGCAAUAUGAAAUUGAUUACUGAAAAUGUAUGACUGUUUAUACAGGACGUAUGAAUUUUACUGGAAGUGGUUGUUUGUUGGCACAGCUUUUCGUGUUGGAUAUUGUGAUGUGAUGCUUUCAAAUCACGCGUGGCCAUGCAUACUCCCUGUUCAAUAAUAACACUGCGCAUUUCUUUCAUACAACUGUGUAAUUAAGGAAAAGAUGUGUGCAGCAGAAGUGUGAUAGGAGUGAAUAGGCUAUUACUGAAUCGGUAAGCUCCAUGUUAGACUUCAGGUUCUAUCAGCUGUGACGAAAGUCAAUCUCCGAUCAGUCUAAUAUAAAAAAAUUAAAGAAAAUUUAGCUUUUGGCCAAUUUAAGUUUUUUCUGAGAGUUUCGACAAUUUUUCAGUUGUAUGAAAUGAAUUGUGAAUAAUUCUCGGCUCAGUACUUAGCAAUAAGUCUUGAUUUCUAUGAAAUCGAAUAUUUAAGAUUGUUUUGCAUCAAAACGUUGGGUUCAAAUGGCUUGUGAUUACAUGUUACUCGUAUUUAUAAGUUUAUUAUAAGAAUUAUUAUGUAUGUAAGGAUAUUUGUAUGUUACGCAGAAGUGACUUAUUUUAAUUUGACGUCAUUUUUUGCCAAAGAAUGUAAACACUUAUUAACGUAUUCUUGAAAUUGAUUGGUGGAUAUUACAAUCUAGUUAUUUGGUGCCUCAUUAAAUGUAUUGCUCAGAAAGUGCCAUUUUUCAAUUAUUGAGAUUUUAUUUAGAAUUAUACCUAAAGUCACCGUCUAUAGAACUUGUGAACAAUGUAAACAAACCUUGUAGUCAAAAUGUCUUUAAUUUCCAUUCUAACUCAUCAGAUACUGGCUAAAUCCAUGUGUUAUUUAAUCAAUUCAUAUCACAUUAUGAUCCUCAACCUUUAAAAUAAUAAAAUUGUACUAGAAUAUUGAUAUUUUAUAGAAUGGUUUGUUUACAUUGUUGACAAUUUCUAUUGACGGUGAUUUUAGGUACUUUGGGCUAUAAACAAGCAAUAUCAUGUAUCUACGGGCGAUAACCGCAAUAGUUGUAAAAUAGCUCGCUAGUAAUAUAGUAAAGUGCCUAUUACUGUCCAUAUUUUUAAUGUUUACGUUCUGGAACUUUUGAGAUUACACCGUUCUAGUCUAGUAACUUUAAGCACACUUGUAUUAGGUAUAGGCAAAUGAAUUAUUGUUUUAUCUAGUUACGUAUAUAUAAUUCAUGGUACAUAGACAGCUGUACAGUCGCUAAAUUGUCACAACGACUUCUAAAGUAUACAGACCAUA
Leguminivora glycinivorella is the source of this 2974-nucleotide messenger RNA. Its product is annotated as rhomboid-related protein 2-like. Bases 362 to 1360 code for a protein of 332 amino acids. The transcript is spliced from 5 exons. Lineage: Eukaryota; Metazoa; Arthropoda; Insecta; Lepidoptera; Tortricidae. The record is from RefSeq and is a predicted model, not a curated record. Gene Ontology annotation, cellular component: membrane. Gene Ontology annotation, molecular function: serine-type endopeptidase activity.